This is a messenger RNA of Phycomyces blakesleeanus NRRL 1555(-), 2070 nucleotides long. RefSeq lists its product as hypothetical. Lineage: Eukaryota; Fungi; Mucoromycota; Mucoromycetes; Mucorales; Phycomycetaceae. Gene Ontology annotation, molecular function: nucleic acid binding. The transcript is spliced from 4 exons. The record is from RefSeq and is a predicted model, not a curated record. Bases 1 to 2070 code for a protein of 689 amino acids.
AUGCCAAAAAUCAAUUCUAAAAUGAGAGCUUUAUCUCAAAAAGCUGCUGCUAAAAGACUUUCUCACUCUCAGAGCGAAAGUGUAGAGUUAGCUAGAAAGGAAGUUGAUCCUACCCCCGAGAUUUCGGAAUCUUCUGGCACUGAAGAUGCUCUCAAUGGAAAAUACAGUCGCAAUCGUUCAUCAUACUCAUCUCGACAUGUUCGUAGACUGAAAAAGGCAGAAAGAGAAGCAGCAAAAGGAAGUGCUAGAGUUGACUCCUUUUUUUUGCCUAUCGCAAACUCUUCUUCUGCUGAGACAGAAAUUGGAUUGGAUGAAGAAAGUGAUAGUGCAGAUGAAGUCGAGUCAAAGGAAGAGUUCAAAAGCAGAGUAAAAGACGCAAUCAUUGACUUGUCAAAGUUCGUAGUACCUGUCAUCAGUUCGACUUCAGAGCAGCAAAAACUUGGUGUAGCAGAGAUGGGAAAGUACGAAGGAGCAUAUCAUUACUUAUAUACUUUGAUCAAUACGGACAUGAAGAAAAUGGCAGCUUCUAAGUUUGCAAGCGACAUUGUAUACAAGCAAAAAUCUACUUGGUACAGAGCCCGUAAGAUUCGCCAACAUGCAAAAGAGUAUUUGGAGACUAGACGAAUCAGUCUUGGUGCACAAGGCAAGCAUGCCAAACGUGUCUCUGUUCUUGAUGAUGAAGACAUCAAGCAGCAAAUACUCGAAUGGUUCAGAAGUCAGCCAAGAGCUAAAAGAAGUAUUGCUGGACUUUCAGUCCACUUGAAAGAAGUCAUUCUGCCUAAGGCCAUUGGUAGCAGCUUAAUAUCAGAUGAGUUAGAGAUCGAAGGUAGUGCAAUUAAGCCGUUGUCUACAGAUUGCCUAAGACGAAAGCUGAUAUCUUGGGGAUUUUAUUUUAAGCAUUUAGGAAAAGUUGUAUACUUUGAUGGGCAUGAGCGCGAGGAUGUGCUUACUUAUAGAAAUGCAUGGAGCAAACGCAUGAUGAAAUACUAUCAAUACUCUGAGAAAUAUGACAAUGUUACACCUUCUCUUGUGUCAUAUCCUCAAUUGCCAGAAGGUGUCAAACAGCAUGUAUUUGUCACACAUGACGAAAGUACAUUCUAUGCUAAUGACUAUCAAAAGUACGCCUGGGUGGAAGAUGGUGAAAGCUAUUGUUUGCCAAAGUCUGAGGGUAGAUCAAUAAUGAUCUCCGAGUUCCAAUGCCCUUGUCAUGGAACAAUGAGAGGAUAUGUAGGAGACCAGUACAAAACUUCGCGAGUGGUAUUUUAUCCUGGAGCUCAAUACGAAGGCUAUUGGAAAAGUAGUCAUAUGUGUGCCCAGCUUACAGAUAUAAUACCUCUUUUCAAUGCCAUACACCCAAAUGCAGUAGCUGUUUUUCUUUUUGAUCAAAGCAGCAAUCAUAAAGCCUAUCCUGAAGACGCUCUUUUGGCACAAAACAUGAACUUGUGUGCAAUUGAAGUAAAAGACAGUGACUCAGGCCAGGGAAAAUUUCGUGACAGCUCAUUUUAUGUCAGAAAGCAAUACGACUAUGCAGAACAGCAAAAAAAUAAAAAAUACAAAAAAUAUUUCAUUGGCCUUCGCGGCAUAUUACAGCAACGUUCUAUGUAUAGAAACGAAGCAGAGAGAUACUCUUUAAAACGUUCUUGCAAUAAUGUCGCGACAGCUGAUUCUAGAUGUUGUGCAAUCCAUAUUAUGGAGAGACAACCAGACUUUGCCAACAAAAAAUCAGCACUCGAAGAAAUAGUUGAAGGCAGUGGACACAAAUUUGAACUGUAUCCAAAAUACCACUGUGAAUGUAAUUGGAUCGAAAGAUACUGGGGAGCAGCCAAGAAAGAAGCACGACGUGAAUGUGAUUAUUCUUUUCAAUCAUUGAAUAGAAAAAUCAAUUCAUUUCUGGAUAGUGUUUGCCCACCAGAAGAUGAUGUCCCUGAAAAGAUUCGAAGAUACUUCCACAAAAGUUUUGCCUACAUCAAUGCCUACAGUCUUGGUCAUGAUGCUGAACAUGCAUUUGAAAUCGUGAAACAAUUCUCAAAGCUUCACAAAUCUCAUCGUAAGCUGAGAUUAAAUCAAUAA